Molecule: messenger RNA, 646 nt
Organism: Daldinia caldariorum
Lineage: Eukaryota; Fungi; Ascomycota; Sordariomycetes; Xylariales; Hypoxylaceae
Exons: 1
Coding region: 15-374 (119 amino acids)
Source: RefSeq, a predicted model, not a curated record
GCCCGCCCCGCGCGAUGCUGUCCGCGGCCGAGGGGUGCGAGGUGUGCGGACGGGACUGGGUGCCGCUGUCGUACCACGACCUCGUGCCGCGGUUCGCGCACGGGAAGGCGGCGAAGCGCGGGUGGCACCGCGCGGAGAACCUGGGGAACGAACGUGGCGUGGCUAUACGGAGCGUGCCACCGCUUCGUGCACGGAUUCAAGGGCCACGAGGACCUGGCGAGGAGGGAUUAUACCGUCGAGCUGGUGAUGGCCGAGGAGCCGGUGAGACGCUGGGCGGAGUGGGUGGGGAGGUUGAGGUGGAAGGGGCGGUGAUGAUGGUGAAUCGGGAGGAGGAGGGCUGUAGUAGUUUGGUUCUUGGUUGUAUAUAUACCUAGGUACCUACAUGCGUACCUAAUAUAAGGAUUUAUACGAUGGGCAGUCCAGGGGUUGUUGAUAUUGAGAACGCUUGAAGUCUUGACUACCUUACCUAUCUAGGUAGCUUAGGGACCGAGGACGAGGCGGAUCUAGAAUCCGUCUUAUGACUUGUACGGAUCGACUUCUAGCGUUUAACAUAUCUAUCUACCUACGAAGGUCCGGGCCAAAAGUCUUGCACAUCGUAGCUUAGGUAAGCUACCCACUUAGGUAUGUGUCCAUAAAAAAGGCUAUA